Messenger RNA from Phodopus roborovskii (desert hamster), 2335 nucleotides. RefSeq names its product diacylglycerol O-acyltransferase 2 (gene Dgat2). The transcript has 8 exons. The coding region runs from base 226 to 1392 and encodes 388 amino acids. Gene Ontology annotation, cellular component: endoplasmic reticulum membrane. The record is from RefSeq and is a predicted model, not a curated record. Gene Ontology annotation, biological process: triglyceride biosynthetic process. Lineage: Eukaryota; Metazoa; Chordata; Mammalia; Rodentia; Cricetidae. Gene Ontology annotation, molecular function: diacylglycerol O-acyltransferase activity.
GCGGCGCUCGGCGCCGUGGCCGCGCUUCCCUGGCUUUUCGGCUCACCUGGGUUGGCGGCGGCUGCCUGCCUCCGGCUCGUGCGGUUUCCGCCACGGCCAGGGCGCUGUUCCCCGGCUCCCUGAGCUCAGCGCGAAGCCCUGGCCCCGGCGGCCGGGGCAUGGGCCAGGGUCGCGGCGUGAGGCGGCUUUCUGCACGGCCGUGACGUGCACCGCGCCGGCUUCAGCAUGAAGACCCUCAUCGCCGCCUACUCCGGAGUCCUGCGGGGUGAGCGUCGGGCCGAAGCUGCCCGCAGCGAGAACAAGAAUGGAGGAUCUGCCCUGUCACGCGAGGGGUCUGGGCGAUGGGGCACUGGCUCCAGCAUCCUGUCAGCCCUCCAAGACAUCUUCUCUGUCACCUGGCUCAACAGGUCCAAGGUGGAAAAGCAGCUACAGGUCAUCUCAGUACUACAGUGGGUCCUGUCCUUCCUGGUGCUAGGAGUGGCCUGUAGUGUCAUCCUCAUGUACACCUUUUGCACUGACUGCUGGCUGAUAGCUGUGCUCUAUUUCACCUGGCUGGCUUUUGACUGGAACACGCCCAAGAAAGGUGGCAGGAGAUCACAGUGGGUGCGAAACUGGGCUGUGUGGCGCUAUUUUCGAGACUACUUUCCCAUCCAGCUGGUGAAGACACACAACCUGCUGACCACCAGGAACUAUAUCUUUGGAUACCAUCCCCAUGGCAUCAUGGGCCUGGGUGCCUUCUGUAACUUCAGCACAGAGGCUACCGAAGUUAGCAAAAAGUUCCCAGGCAUAAGGCCCUACUUGGCGACAUUGGCUGGUAACUUCCGGAUGCCUGUGCUUCGGGAGUACUUGAUGUCUGGAGGCAUCUGCCCUGUCAACCGAGACACCAUAGACUACUUGCUUUCAAAGAAUGGGAGUGGCAAUGCAAUCAUCAUUGUGGUGGGAGGUGCAGCUGAGUCCCUAAGUUCCAUGCCUGGCAAGAACGCAGUCACCCUGCGGAACCGCAAAGGCUUUGUGAAACUGGCCCUGCGCCAUGGAGCUGAUCUGGUUCCCACUUAUUCCUUUGGAGAGAAUGAGGUAUACAAGCAGGUGAUCUUUGAGGAGGGUUCCUGGGGCCGAUGGGUCCAGAAGAAGUUCCAGAAGUAUAUUGGUUUUGCCCCAUGCAUCUUCCAUGGCCGAGGCCUCUUCUCCUCUGACACCUGGGGGCUGGUGCCCUACUCCAAGCCUAUCACUACUGUUGUGGGUGAGCCUAUCACCAUCCCCAAGCUGGAGCACCCAACCCAAAAGGACAUCGACCUGUACCACGCCAUGUACAUGGAGGCCCUGGUGAAGCUCUUUGACAAUCACAAGACCAAAUUCGGCCUUCCAGAGACAGAGGUGUUGGAGGUGAACUGACCCAGCCCGUGAGGGCCGGCUCCUGGAAGGAACGGCUGCAAAUCCUUUUCUACCAAGUUCUCAAGUGCAUUUUGUCCUGUAAAUUUGGAAGCGUCAUGGGUGUCCGUGGGUUAUUUAAAAGAAAUUAUAAUUUGUUAAACCAUUGCAAUGUUAGGUCUUUUUUAAGAAGGGACAAGUCAGUAUUUUAAGCUCUCACUUCUAGUGUGUCCUGCUCAAGGUGGUAGCUGACAUUUCUGGUUUCUGACAAGAUGGUUUCUUUAUCCACCCCUUUUAGGGUUCCCCAAACAACAGACACCUGGCCCUGGUUAACUGGGGAAGGACAGCCGUUAUGACUCAGCCACUUAGAUAAUCCUCUUUGCUCCAUGGAUUCUCAAGAGGCAGAGGCCACGUUUAACAAACAUCUCCAUUCCCACCACCCCACAUGCGACUACCGGUCUGGUCUUUCUUGCCAAGGGGAGAUUGCAGAGGUCAGAGCUGGCCCCAUUUAGGGAAGGUGGUAGAUAGCAUCUGGAAUGCACAGCUUGAGUCUCCUCUCUGCUCCUCACCCCACCCCUUUUCUCCAAUCUGAGCCUACACUGGCCUCCUGUAUACUGUGCUAGGGACAAGGAUGUCCCACAGGUACCGUCUUGAGUUGGCUGGCUGCUGUUGGCUGGUUUUAGUUAGCACAGCUCAGCCUUGGUUUGGAGUGUGUUCUGCCAGUCACCUGAGCUCUCCUGAGCCACACCACAAGUCUGGUGUGAGGAAGGGUCUCUCUUCUGUGCAGCACACUGGGUCCAGGACAGGAGGCCCACUUACCCAAGCCUCACAUGUGUGCCUUCCUUAGGCAUUGGGCUGGGGAAGAAAGCCAACACCUCCUGUGUAUUCUGUUUUCUCUCCAUGAGAUUGUUGUGCCAUGUCACACUUUUGUAUAUUCUUAGACUAAUAAAUGGAAACAUGAACUGCC